AUGGCGCUGAAUGCGCAAGCGUUGGAACGUUUAGGCGCACCCGGUAUCGACAUUAAUUUUGGUUGCCCUUCCAAAACCGUGAAUAAAAGUGACGGUGGCUCGGUAUUGCUACGUGAACCUGAACGUGUCCACGGCAUCAUUCGUGCCGUGUGCGAAGCCGUCAGCCCGCAUGUUCCUGUUACCGCCAAAAUCCGUCUCGGCUUCAAAGACAGCAGCUUAUUUGAAGACAUCGCGCUCGGUGUCGAAGCCGCAGGUGCAACCGAACUUUGCAUCCACGCCCGCACCAAGCAGCACGGUUACCUGCCCCCCGCCUAUUGGGCAGAAAUCGGUAAGGUGAAACCUAAGCUUAGUAUUCCGGUGAUUGCCAACGGUGAAAUUUGGUCAGCCGCGAAUGCCCGUCAAGCCCAAGUGGAAAGUGGUUGUACUGAUCUGAUGUUAGGUCGAGGUGCGUUGAGUUUCCCCGAUCUUGCGCGGGUUAUCCAUGCCCAACAUGUGGGCGAAGUGUAUACCCCCUUGCCUUGGUCAGCCGUGCUGCCGCUGGUACAGCAUUACGCUGAUCAGUUGGAAGAACGUGCGCCCAAAUACGCCACCAGUUUCAUCAAGCAAUGGUUUACUUACCUGCGUCGUCAAUACCCAGAAGCUGAAGCGCUUUUCCAGCACAUAAAACGUAUGAAACUGCCGGGUGAGAUCAAAGCGGCUAUCAUGGAAGAGUACCCCCCAUCCCCAACCCUUACCCCGCAAGGGGUGAAGGGAGCAUGA
This is a messenger RNA of Darwinula stevensoni, 759 nucleotides long. Lineage: Eukaryota; Metazoa; Arthropoda; Ostracoda; Podocopida; Darwinulidae. The record is from the annotation of a GenBank genome assembly.